Messenger RNA from Batrachochytrium dendrobatidis JAM81, 1464 nucleotides. RefSeq lists its product as uncharacterized. Gene Ontology annotation, molecular function: aspartic-type endopeptidase activity. Bases 1 to 1464 code for a protein of 487 amino acids. The record is from RefSeq and is a predicted model, not a curated record. Lineage: Eukaryota; Fungi; Chytridiomycota; Chytridiomycetes; Rhizophydiales. Gene Ontology annotation, biological process: proteolysis. The transcript is spliced from 5 exons.
AUGCAUGCAUCAACAGCAAUAUAUGUAGUACUAGCGCUAUUUACAAAAGGCUUUCAACUUGUAUCUGGUGACAGAGUUCCUUUGGUACCCCCAACUACAUAUGUUCGUACCAAUACUUUAAAUGAGCGUGUCGUAGUCUCAUUACCAGGUGGUAUAUCAACAUGCUAUAUAGUAAAUCUGGAUAUACAAGGCAUUACAUUUAGUGUCAUGAUUGAUUCGGGUUCUACUGAUCUUACUAUACCACUUGCUGGUCUAAACAACUAUUCUGGCCCAACAAUUAAUACUCCGCGUCCGCCUGGUGGUAGUAAUUUGACUGGUGCCUAUGGCGACCAAUCUGGAUGGAUUGGAUACGGAUUUCAAGGAACUGCGCGUGUCACUGGAACCAAUAUUACGACUUCCAAUGCUCCAGUCAUUGGCAUGUUUCAACAAACGACGAACCCAAUCUACACUACUGGCGAUGUGACACAGGGACUACUCGGAAUCGCAUAUCCAUCAUUGGCUAGCUAUCGUGUAACUCCAUCUACAGUCAUAGAUGCAUGGGUUGCUUCAGGAACUAUGCCAAAAAAUGAGAUUGCGUUUCACGCAUGUCCAUACAGUAUGAUCAAUCAAAGUUACGUUGACUUUGGAAACACUGAUCCGUCAUACAAGUGUAGUUCGAACGGAGUGCCAGUCGUGUGGGCAUACUCACCAGCACGUACUUAUUUCACACUUGAUAUUCGUGCAAUAUCGGUCAACUCUGUACCAGUAACUCUUCCUUCGACAUUUCAAAAUGUAAUGGGAUACAAUAAAUGGUCCUUUAUCGACUCGUGUACAAGUGUGAUUGUGCUUCCAGGAGCCGUGAUCACUACACUGGUGAAUGCCAUUCGAUCAAGCGGUGGUCUUCCUUCUGAUCUUGCUUCAUCGUCAUAUCUUUCCGAUUUUCUUGCUGGAAAUAUUGGUGUUAAACCAGCCCAGCCUUUCCAAUGGAGCAAACUUCCCAGUGUUUCGUUUGACAUCACAUCUGAUCAAACUAUAUCCGGCAGUCAAAAUGCCACGUUUAAAAUUACUCUUGGAGCUCGACAGUAUAUCCAACCAAAUGCCAACGGAUACUAUCAAAUGAUAAUCCAAGUAGGCAGUGAUGCAUAUGCCAAUCUUGGCAUUCCCUUUUUUUCCAACCUGAAUGUCGUGCUUGAUCGGGCAAAUGCUCGUGUUGGGUUUUCUCAAGGAUGUGGAUGUGAUACUGCUACUGAUGGAUACCCAAUAAUCCAAGAUGCAAACGGAAUGACCUGGACUGCGGGGAUAUCGAUCCCAUAUACCACGCCUACAGGGACAUCCACAGCAAUAAAAACAACUACAGAUAUACCAGCAACAGGCACGCCGUCUUCAACAACUUUAGCAAAUGCAUCGACUUUACAGACUAUCCGUAGUGAUUUUUGGCUGACAAUGUUUAUAGUCGUAUUGACUUCUUUCAUUGUACUGGCUUAG